AUGCGCCACAAUGAAGAACACACGAGCACCGGUGCUGAGCCUCCUUCUUUUGACGCUGAUAAAAGCUUUAACUGGAAGACCCUGCGCACUGUGACGUGGCUGCUGAACUGUUGGGAGUUUGGUGGUGUCUUUGGACGAGGGGGAGAGAUCGUUAAAACGGCAGCAGUCUCCAAUGGGUCUCCUGCCAGUGAGCCUUUGGAUCUCAACGGGAACUAUGGACCGGACACCCCCAUUGUGACAAUCAGCCCCCCAAACCAAGUCUAUUUUGUGGGAGCAGACAUCACUAUGUCCUGCUCUGCACAGUCCAGUCCUCCUGCUGUCUACCAAUGGGCAUUUAAUAGUGUCUUUUAUAACGGAUCAGGAUCAGAGCUAUCCAUUAAACUCCUUCAGCUGGACAACGCUGGAAACUAUACCUGCAUGGCUUAUAACAAUAUAACCCGCAGAUACGCUGCGUUCACACAAGAGCUCUCUGUUGUGGCACCGAUAACUACAGUGACUGUAUCUCCCAGCAGAGCACAGCCAAUAGAAAACAAGGCAUUCAGUCUGAGCUGUGAAGUGUCUGGGACUGCUGACUCGUGGCGCUGGCUGAAAGACGAUCAGCCUCUUUCCACUAAUGAGAGGAUAACAUUGUCUGGAGAGAACAGCACUGUCUCCUUCAACCCAGUCCUGCAGUCUGAUAACGGCACAUAUCAGUGUGUAGCUUCUGACCCUAUAAGUGGAAUGGUUAGUCCAGGAUACACACUGGUUGUCAAUUAUGGACCACAGCAGGUCUCUAUUUCAGGACCUGAUGCAUAUCCUAUAGGCUCGACAGCGUCGUUCACGUGUUCUGCUCUCUCUCAUCCCCCCUGUGAAUACACCUGGUUAUUCAAUGGGAAAGAAAUUGCGCAGGGCUCAGUUUUCACAAUAAGUCCUGUAAUGCCAGCCAGCGUUGGGAGUUACACUUGUGAGGCUUUCAACUCAGUGACAGGAAAGAAGACUUCUUCAAUCAGAAAGGAAUUUCAAUUGACUACACACGUCUCCCAACCCACAGUCCGCUCCAAUGUGACUGAUCCAGUGGAGUUCAAUGACACUGUCAGUUUGACCUGUACAGCCUCUGGCUCUGCCGUCUUCUACAGAUGGCUCAAUGGCAGCUCUGUGGUUAGUGACAGUGAGCGGAUUCACCUGAGUGAUGACAAUAAAACACUGACCAUAGCCAGGGUGUUGAGAUCUGAUGAUGGGACCCUGUAUUGCUAUGCGUUUAACGCUGCCAGCAACAGCACCAGCGAGCCGUUUCACCUCGUUGUGAACUAUGGACCGGAUGCCCCAGUUGUCAUUAUCAGCCCCCCAAACCAAGUCUAUUUUGUGGGAGUAGACCUCACUAUGUCCUGCUCUGCACAGUCCUAUCCACCUGCUAUCUACCAAUGGGCAUUUAAUGGAAUCUAUUUUAAGGAACUGGCCUCAGAGCUGUCAAUUACACAGCUUAGCCUGGACAAUGCUGGAAGCUUUACCUGCAGGGCUUAUAACAAUAUAACACGCAGAUACGCUGCGGUCACACAAGAGCUCUCUGUUGUGGACCCUAAUGGUUCUGCUUCCUUGACAUCUGGACAUGCAGUAGAGGUGGCGAUUGCUGUUCUGGUUCUUCUGCUUUGUAUUUCAGGGUAAAAUGCUGCAGAUUCAUGAAUCGCAAAAAAAAACCCUUCAGAGUACGACUGGAAGAGUAGCAUGUUUUAUUUACUGUGUAAUCAGGCUUGAUUGCUUGAGUAAUUGUUUACACACCCUCAUAAUUAUGGAGCUCUCCCCCCAACUUGUGGUUGUGAUCCGAGCACAGAAGACUACGCCUGCACAGCUCAUAUUUCUAGCUGUAUUGUGAUGCAAUACCUCAGCUCUGUAACGGCUUGUCCGAGCGAGUCUGGCUCUCUUGUACAAUGGUUAAGAUUUUGCCUGGCAGGCACAGUCCCUGUCUGGGGGUUGCCUCGUCCUCACAUUCCCUGCGUCCGCAUUAGGAAGACCGGGCCAACCAGAAUGCUUGGUUGCCUGUUGAGCUGUCACUACAAGGUCGCAGUGUGACACAACCUGAAACCAGUGUGGCACGCAAUGACAGACUAGGUCUCGUGUAGGGACGCUGGAGUUAGACAUAUAUAAUCAACACUUUCUGUAAUGACACAUAUUUUAUAUGUUAGAUUUUUUUCUUAAAUUAGCUGACUUUUAAACACAACCUAAAUAAGGGAGUUGACAAUGAAAACACAAUGGAAAAUACAUUUGCAAAUGCUUGCUGGCUUGAUUUCUUAAAGUUGUAACCUAAUCCCAAAUAAUAAUAAAAAUGCACUUGAACGUAA
Acipenser ruthenus (sterlet) is the source of this 2315-nucleotide messenger RNA. Its product is annotated as carcinoembryonic antigen-related cell adhesion molecule 5-like. NCBI's taxonomy places the organism in Eukaryota, Metazoa, Chordata, Actinopteri, Acipenseriformes, Acipenseridae. The record is from RefSeq and is a predicted model, not a curated record. The coding region runs from base 1 to 1641 and encodes 546 amino acids. The transcript is spliced from 10 exons.